GUUCUGACUCGUGCUUGUGGCUCAAUUCCGACCUUAACUGAGUUAUCAAGUAAUAAGCCAAGUCUCAAGAUUUGUAUUCGUUACUUUCAAACGUGUAGUAAUGCUCAUGUUUUGAAGCCAAAAUAUGUGUGUUUCUUUGGUUAUCCUUCAUUCAAGUAUAGUCAUCCACAUCAGUUCCUGAAAACAACUGCUGCUCUACAGGGACAGGUUGUUCAAUUCAAACUCUCAGACAUUGGAGAAGGGAUUAGAGAAGUAACUGUUAAAGAAUGGUAUGUAAAAGAAGGAGACACAGUGUCUCAGUUUGAUAGCAUCUGUGAAGUUCAAAGUGACAAAGCUUCUGUUACUAUCACUAGUCGUUAUGAUGGAGUCAUUAAAAAGCUGUAUUACAAUCUAGAUGAUAUUGCCUAUGUGGGGAAGCCAUUAGUAGACAUAGAAACGGAAGCUUUAAAAGAUUCAGAAGAAGAUGUUGUUGAGACCCCCGCUGUGUCCCAUGACGAGCACACGCACCAAGAGAUCAAGGGCCACAAAACGCUGGCGACUCCUGCAGUCCGCCGCCUCGCCAUGGAAAACAAUAUUAAGCUGAGUGAAGUUGUUGGCUCAGGAAAAGAUGGCAGAAUACUUAAAGAAGAUAUUCUCAACUACUUGGAAAAGCAAACAGGAGCUAUAUUACCUCCUUCACCAAAAGCUGAAAUUAUGCCGCCUCCUCCAAAACCAAAAGACAAGACUAUUCCUAUACCGAUAUCAAAACCUCCAGUUUUUACAGGCAAAGACAGAACAGAACCUGUAAAAGGCUUUCACAAAGCUAUGGUGAAGACGAUGUCUGCAGCCCUAAAGAUACCUCACUUCGGGUAUUGUGAUGAAGUAAACGUUACUGAACUGGUUAAACUACGAGAAGAGUUAAAACCCAUUGCUUUGGCUCGUGGAAUUAAACUCUCCUUUAUGCCCUUCUUUUUAAAGGCUGCUUCCUUGGGAUUGUUACAGUUUCCUAUCCUGAAUGCAUCUGUGGAUGAAAACUGCCAGAACAUAACGUACAAGGCUUCUCAUAACAUUGGGAUCGCAAUGGAUACAGAGCAGGGGUUGAUUGUCCCUAAUGUGAAAAACGUGCAGGUCUGCUCUGUAUUUGAGAUCGCCACUGAACUGAAUCGCCUCCAGAAACUGGGCUCCGCGGGUCAGCUUGGCACCACUGACCUCACAGGAGGAACAUUUACUCUCUCCAACAUUGGAUCAAUUGGUGGUACUUACGCCAAACCAGUGAUACUGCCCCCUGAAGUAGCAAUUGGGGCUCUCGGAUCAAUUCAGGCCCUUCCCCGAUUUAACCAGAAAGGAGAAGUAUAUAAGGCACAGAUAAUGAAUGUGAGCUGGUCAGCUGAUCACAGAAUUAUUGAUGGUGCAACAAUGUCACGUUUCUCUAAUCUGUGGAAAUCCUACUUAGAAAAUCCAGCUAUGAUGUUACUGGAUAUGAAGUGAAGAUGGAUAAGGCUUCUUUGAACUUUCUGAGAUCCCACAGAAUAUGUAGAGCUUCGCCGUGCAAGCACAUGUUCAUUACAAUUUGUAUUAUAAAUGAUUUGUAUUGUAUGGUUAAGGUUCUAAGGCACAAUAUUUAUCACAUUUCUGUUCAACUUUUUACUGAAAAUAAAUACUGGUGUAAUAGUUCUUCGGGGGCUGUCACAUCUUAUAGGUCAUAGUGUCACUUCUUUAUAAGGUGCUGAGGCCUUUGUGUCAAUGGAUUGAAACUGGCAAGAACAAUAAAAUUAAUAUCACUGAAAGACAAGUAGCCAUAUACUAUGUACAGUAGUUGCCCUGUUUUUUUCUUUUUUUAAUUUUAAACUGACUCCUAGUGAAAUUUGAAUUACACUUGGGAAAGGAAAUUUAUAUGCAAAAAUAUUUUCCAUCUUCCCACAAUUAUGCUAACUGUAAUAUAAGUGCAAUUAUGUUUACCUUUUAAGGUAUCCAGGAGUAUGUAGAUUAUCAUUUGUGAAUGUCUUGUUUAUAUGAAUUAAUCCUCUUAAAAGGGAAAAUUAUAGGCUGAUAUUAAAAAUGCCUCCUUUUAGUUUUAUAACCAGUAAGGCUAUUAAAGAUGUUUGUUUAAAAUGAGUAUGCUUUUAGAAUUUUGCUAAUUUUUUUUGGUGUUUGGUUGGGAAAAAACUUUUCCUUCACAAACUUGCUUCAUAGACCAGAGGGCACUUUAAAUGUUGUAGCCACUGAUGUCUUACAUUCAGAAUCAGCUGCCUUUCCAUUGUCUGAUUUUCUUAGUAUUAUGCUAGAAAGUAGGAAAGGAUAAGAAAUUAAGGUCUAUUCUCCAAGUCCUGAGAAAGAAUGUAAAAGAUCCUAAUGGGUAAUUACAGGCACUCAAAUAAAGUUCAUCCAUUUUUUUUGAAACUCACUUUAAUCAGAGACAGAAUCCGGAGUAAUAUAAUCCACCAUUUUGAAAAUGAAUGGAAAACUCAUUGUGAAAUUUGUAAUGAAAGUAGUUGUUUUAAUGUCUACUUAAGAAUUUUCUAAAUGAUGUUUAGAGAAUAAUGAGU
This is a messenger RNA of Condylura cristata (star-nosed mole), 2525 nucleotides long. It is a transcript of the gene DBT, whose product is annotated as dihydrolipoamide branched chain transacylase E2. The record is from RefSeq and is a predicted model, not a curated record. The transcript has 11 exons. The coding region runs from base 562 to 1467 and encodes 301 amino acids. Gene Ontology annotation, cellular component: cytoplasm; mitochondrion. Gene Ontology annotation, molecular function: lipoic acid binding; acetyltransferase activity. Lineage: Eukaryota; Metazoa; Chordata; Mammalia; Eulipotyphla; Talpidae.